This is a messenger RNA of Tympanuchus pallidicinctus (lesser prairie-chicken), 2901 nucleotides long. RefSeq names its product tweety family member 2 (gene TTYH2). The record is from RefSeq and is a predicted model, not a curated record. NCBI's taxonomy places the organism in Eukaryota, Metazoa, Chordata, Aves, Galliformes, Phasianidae. The coding region runs from base 69 to 1673 and encodes 534 amino acids. Gene Ontology annotation, molecular function: intracellularly calcium-gated chloride channel activity; volume-sensitive chloride channel activity. Gene Ontology annotation, cellular component: plasma membrane. The transcript has 14 exons.
GGGCGGAGCGCGGCGUGGCGGCGCGUUGCCCCCCGCCAUCAGCGGCCCCGGCCCGACCCGGCCCCGCCAUGCCGCCCGCCCGCGCCGAUUACCUGGCGCCCUGGUGGGCGGCCUGGCUGCACGGGUUGCCCCACCGCGGCUUGCGCCUGCAGCCCGUGCCAGCCGCUUUCCACCCGCAGGACCCCGACUACCAGCAGUCGCUGCUUUUCUUCGGCUUGGUGUCCACCGUCUGUCUCGGCAUCAACCUCCUCUUUCUCACCAUCUACCUGAUCUGCUUCUGCUGCUGCAAGCGGGACCAGGAGCCCGACGCCAAGCGGCCCCGCUCCUGCUGUGUCACCUGGAUGGCUGUCACCGCCGGGCUUGUCUGCUGCACGGCUGUUGGUAUCGGCUUCUAUGGGAACAGUGAGACCAACGAUGGGAUUUACCAGCUGCUCUACGCCCUGGACAAUGCUAACCACACCCUGACUGGCAUCGACACACUGGUGGCAAGCACCAUACAGCAGCUGCAGGUGGCCCUGGAGCAGCACCUGGAGCAGCUGACCGAAGUGCUGGCAGCACGGGCUGACUACCUGCAGACCCUCAAGUUCCUGCAGCAGCUGUCAGGCAACAUCGUGCUGCAGCUCUCAGGGCUGCCUAGCUGGCAUGGUGUCAGUGACGACCUGACUGCUCUGGCUGCCAACGUCUCCUAUGUGGAGUACUACCGGUGGCUGUCCUACCUCCUCUUCUUUAUCCUUGUUCUCACCGUCUGCCUGCUGGCCUGCCUGGGGCUGGCCAAACGCUCCCGCUGCCUCCUCACCAUGAUGCUGUGCUGUGGGCUCCUGACCCUCAUCCUCAGCUGGUGCUCCAUGGCUGUGGACACGGCUGCAGCAGUGGGCACCAGUGACUUCUGUGUGGCCCCGGAUAAGUUCAUCAUGAACCAGACAGAGAGCGAGAUCAGUGCAGAGGUUGUUCACUAUUAUCUGUACUGUGAGCAGAGCCUGAGCAGUCCCUUCCAGCAGGCUCUCACCGUCUUCCAGCGCUCGCUCACCACCAUGCAGAUGCAGACCCAGGGCUUGAUCCAGUUCGCCCUGCCUCUCUUCCCAAUGGCUGAGAAAGACCUGCUGGGGGUCCAGCAGCUGCUCAACACCUCAGAGACCAGCCUGCAUCAGCUCACGGCCCUGCUCGACUGCCGCGGUCUGCACAAGGACUACCUGGACGCUCUCAUUGGCAUCUGCUACGAUGGCGUGGAGGGGCUGCUCUACCUGGUGCUCUUCUCCCUGCUGGUGGCCGCCUCCUUUUCCACCAUGGUCUGUGCUGCGGCUCGUGCCUGGAGGCACCUGGCAGGCAGGGAGCAGGACUACGAUGACAUCGAUGAGGAAGACCCCUUCAACCCGCAGGCACGGCGCAUUGCUGCCCACCACCCAGUGCGGGGCCAGCUCCGCAGCUUCUGCAGCUACAACAGCAGCCUGGGCAGCCAGAGCAGCCUGCACCCCCCGGCACAGACCAUCUCCAAUGCCCCGGUCUCUGAGUACAUGAACCAAGCGGUGCUCUUCGGAGGGAACCCGCGCUACGAGAACGUGCCGCUGAUCGGCAGGGGCUCCCCCCCUCCCACGUACUCCCCAAGCAUGCGAGCCACCUACCUGUCCGUCACCGACGAGCACCUCCGGCCCCAGCACACCGAGUUCCCAGCCUAGCAGCUCAUCCUGCAGCUCGAGGGAGGAGAAAAAGCCACUGGCAUCCCCCGAUGGAAACCAAAGACACCCAGAGCCCCUUGGUGGGCGAGGGGCUGCAGAUGAGCUCCGGCCGUGGGAUCCAUGCUCCCUGCGCUCUCUUCCCUGGCAGCUUCUGCUCACUCUCACGUCUUUCUGCCUUAUGGGAUGCUUUCCUGGACUGACUGCAGCUCUCCUGGAAGGCUGGAGGUUGUUCACCUCUCCCUUUCCACCUGCUUGGGGUGGUUUUAUGCCACGGACAGGGACCAUAUCUGGGUUCCUUUGACUGGAGCACACCCUGGGACUGGGGUUGUCCCAGAGCAGCUCCCUCAUCCCGUAGCAAUGCAGUACCAACCACUAGUGACCCCACCACCUUCUCUAUGCCAAGGGGUUGGGAUAGGGAUGUCUUGACCCUGCUGGCUUUCUUUUGCUUUGCAUUUUGUAAGUUACCUUAAGGGCAGAGACGCGGCACAGCUUGCCACCUCUGUUCCAGCUUGGAUUUGCUGCGAUGCAUGUUGGCUUGUUGGCUCUUUUUGGCAGUCCUGCUCCCUGGGGCAGGUUCCCCUGUUACGUGCAGGACAGCUCUGGGGUAGCCACAAAUUCCCUGGAGAGCUUUAAGGACUGGAGCUGGCUGUGCCAAUAGGGGACACAUCCCUGCCACCAUGCCCGCAUUGCCAGAGCUCCAGGCUAAGCCAGGGUGCAGCAAAGGAACCAGGAGCAGCCAGCGUGGGCUGAUUGAGGCCCUUUGUGGUUGUUCAUUUUGGUGUGGGCUGCCCUGGGACCUCUGGGCUGCAGUUCUGGUUGUCCCCUCCCUGUUUUGCCAGCUCCCUGUGAGCUAACAGUGCAGUGGCAGAGCAGGGGCUGUCCCUGGGCAGAGCCUCAUUGGGUACUACUUGAUAGCAGUGACUCGCUGUGUCUUUUAAAGAUAACUGUACAUAUCCCUUUGUCCCCUGACUCCAUCUGUCUGUUACACGUGACUAGCAUUAUUGGCUGUUGGUAACCUGAAAGUUUUUAAUGGUUUGUUUUGGUUUGGGUUUUGUUUUUGUUUUUUUUUUUUGGCUUUUAACGUUUUGAUGUAACGGUACCAUAGGAGAGCUGUUCCCCAGCGCAUGUGGACUAACCUCAUUGGGACUCCCACUGGGAGGAGUGGGGGUCCUGCCUCGUUUCUAUGUGCCCUCAGGGCAAAGACAAUAAACAUUUAUUGUACUAAAAA